Molecule: messenger RNA, 6484 nt
Organism: Paramisgurnus dabryanus
Lineage: Eukaryota; Metazoa; Chordata; Actinopteri; Cypriniformes; Cobitidae
Source: RefSeq, a predicted model, not a curated record
CGCUGGAUGGCGCUGGUGGAAAUUUGGGAGAUCUCGUCCAGGUUCAGCUGAGCUCGGACAGGACGCGAGUCUGACUGCAUCUCUGCGCAGAUAGAAAGGCCAUCUGGGUAAAGAAAGGAUCUUCUGGUCAGGUGUUUCAGAGUUGAAGAGCUGGAGGUGUACAGCAGCGUCAAGGACAUCAUCUUGGUUGGAGCCCAUAUCAAAUCUACACAUACUCACACACACAUACAAACACACGCACACUGCAACAGGCACGCAGCUGGUUAUAACCAGGCCACUCGUUGCAUUUGACUCCGCUUUAUGGUCUCAGGUGCAAGGAGCUAUUUAGUCACGACACACAGACAUUAGUGAGAUUCAUUUGACCCUCCUGAGAGUAAACAUCACUCUUUUGUUUACACCUGUUACCGCACCUGAGAUUUUAUUGCUUCAUUACAUAUAAUAUUUAGUUUUUAAAUACUUGCCAAACAGCGCCCCUGACCCACAACCACCAACCCGACCCACAAUCCACUCUCUCAUGGGAGUAACAUAGAGGCCAAUUUAGGACAUACACACUCUGCUCUUACUCCCUAAAUCCAUAAACACGCACAAAGAGUCAUCUGCACCUUGUUCAGGAUGCCCUCCUCCUCCACCGUGAUUGGCUGGGGAAGGACGCGGCUCUCGUGGUGAUUGGAGGGGGGAGGGAGAGGGGCGGCGCUGGACCCAUGUCGUGGAAGCGGAACUACUUUGCGUCGGGCAGCAGCGGGCUGCGGGGGAUGUACACCCCUCGCACCAUGACCUCUAUCGCUCCCAGCAAAGGCCUGAGCAAUGAGCCGGGUCAGAACAGCUGCUUCCUGAACAGCGCACUACAGGUCCUUUGGCAUCUUGACAUCUUUCGCCGAAGCUUCCGGCAACUGAACACCCACAAGUGUAUGGAGGACUCAUGCAUCUUCUGUGCUCUCAAGAGCAUCUUCGCCCAGUUCCAGUACAGCAGUGAAAAGGUGCUCCCGUCCGACGCCCUGCGCAGCGCUCUCGCCAAAACCUUCCAGGACGAACAGCGUUUCCAGCUGGGCAUCAUGGACGACGCGGCCGAGUGUUUCGAGAACCUCCUGAUGAGGAUACACUUCCACAUCUCGGAUGAAACCAAGGAGGACAUUUGCACGGCCAAGCACUGCAUCCCACAUCAGAAAUUUGCCAUGACACUUUUCGAACAGUGUGUUUGUAAUACCUGUGGAGCCACGUCUGAUCCUCUCCCGUUCAUUCAGAUGGUGCACUACAUCUCCACCACCUCUCUGUGUUCCCUCUGCUGCAGUAACCAAGCCGUGCGAAUGCUGGAGUGUAAGGACAAGCCCACGCCAGACAUGUUUGGAGAGCUUCUACGAAAUGCCAGCACCAUGGGCGAUCUGCGAAACUGUCCCAGUAAUUGCGGCGAGAUGCUGCGGAUCAGACGGGUUCUGAUGAACUGCCCGGAGAUCAUCAGCAUCGGCCUGGUGUGGGACUCGGACCACUCUGAUCUGGCUGAAGACGUCAUCCACAGCCUGGGCACGUGCCUGCGGCUGGGUGAUUUGUUCUACCGUGUGACGGAUGAGCGGGCCAAGCAAUCAGAGCUCUACCUUGUGGGCAUGGUGUGCUACUACGGCAAGCAUUACUCCACCUUCUUCUUUCAGACCAAGAUACGCAAGUGGAUGUAUUUUGAUGACGCACAUGUGAAGGAGAUCGGACCUAAAUGGAAGGACGUGGUGUCGCAAUGUAUAAAGGGCCACUACCAGCCGCUUCUGCUGCUGUAUGCUGAUCCCAGAGGGACGCCUGUGUCAUCGCAGGACACGCUGACAACACAGCUAGAUCUGCACCACAGCAGCAAAGCUGGAUACGACAGCGAAGACUCCGGAAGGGAGCCGUCGAUUUCAAGUGAUACACGCACAGACUCUUCCACAGACAGCUACAGCUACAAGCACUCUCGAUCGCACCACGAGUCCAUGGCCUCCCAUUUCUCUUCUGACUCUCAGGGAACUGUGGUGUGUAAUCAGGACAGCAGCGGUUCCCAGAACAGCAUGGACACUGCAGGGGAGGUUCUUAAAGAUCAGGCCACUCCCCUUUGUACGCAGAGGCCUUCCUCUUCUGCCCAUUUGCAGGAUUACAAAGAGACUGUAAAUAUGAUUCACAGCAGACCCCUCUCAUCGUCCUCAAGCUCAGGGGUGGGUGGAUCAGAGGCUGGUGCUCAAGCUAGAGACUGGGAGGACGAGAGCACCAGUAGCGAGUCAAAAUCCAGCUCCAGUGGAGGCCGCUAUCGGCCAACCUGGAGACCCAGGAGAGAGGCCCUGAAUAUUGACAGCAUCUUGAGCCGGGAGAGGCAUCGGCCACCCGGCUAUGCCACGGCCGGACCCUCCCCGCUGCCGGAAGAUGUUGUAACACCCAAUAAAAAUGAACUGGUUUCAGGGGCUGCUGAAGAGGAUUCAAACGUAGCAGCAAUAGAAAGAAAUUUGACUGAUGGCUCAGGGGGCGUGUCAGAGUUGGGGGUGGAGCAUUUACACAUCCCACCUCCUUUAAGAGGCAUGGAGCAGCAGCCACGGCUGAUUCAAAGGAUGGAGAGUGGCUAUGAAAGCAGCGAGAGAAACAGCAACAGUCCUAUCAGCAUGGACAUGCCCCUCAGUGACAACCCAAACACCAAUGCACACAGGGACAAUGGCAGUAAGAAGCCCGUAACUUCGGGGCCCUCCUGGCGUACAGUGCCCAAGUCCAAAAGUAGCGGUGCCAUCCUGCAAGACCUCAAAUCCCCCAUCUGGAGCAGCACUCCAUUGAAUUUGGGAGAGGGCCGCAGUGAGCUGGAUGAGUUACAGGAAGAAGUUGCCCGCAGGGCACGACAGCAGGAGCUGCAGAAGAAGAAGGAAAAGGAGAGAGAAGCAGCCCAGGGCUUCAACCCCAGACCCAGCAAGUUCAUGGACUUGGAUGAACUUCAGCACCAGGGGAAGGGGGGCAGUUUUGAACACUGCCUGGCAGAGGCUGACUCUCUGUUAGAGCAGUCGCUGCGCCUGGAGCAGGCGGGGGACACCGCUACAGCCCUGGCGCUCUCCCAUCACGCUGUGUCUAAACUAAGAUUUUCCAUGCAUGAGGGCAGUGCUAACACUCAUAGCAGGACAAUGGCUGCUGACGCCAAGCUCCAAAAAUGCAUGAGGAGAGCGCGGGGCCUACAGCAGCGCAUGCAACAACAGCAAGAGAACCAGCCGGAGCCCAGCCGCCCACAGGGGCCCUCCAGUGAACAGCCUGGCAAGGUCCAAGUAUUGUUGACAGACAAUCAGGAUUCUGUGCUUGGCCCAUCCUCUCCUCAACACAUAAAAUCACCUCCCACCUGUACAAACUUCCCAUCUCAAGCCUCUAGCCGACCAUCGCUCAGCAACGCCCAACCUCCACCUUCUCAACCACACCCCCAAGAGCCCAAUGAAGAUAGUGAUUGGUCAACAAAGAAUGAAGAAAAAUGGAGUCGUAUGCAAUUGUUAGACGUUCUUCACGUGUCAGGUGUCCGGAUCCAGCCCAUUCGCAAGCACCUGGCCAUAUCUCUUCCCGUUUUGCCCCUUGACUUCUGGGGUGCGGUGGGAGAAAACCAAGUAGUCUCCAGCCAGCAGCAUCCUCAAGCUUUGUUUUCUCAAUCUCUAUCCCCAAAUUCUUCUUUGUGGCAGGGCACUGCAGAUGGUCCGGAUCGGAUACCCCAGUCCGACAAAGCCACCAGUCCGUCACCCGUGCCCCUUCAUGUUGAAGAGAAGGGGCAGAUGCCCCGAAGAGGCCCAAUAUGGCAGCCACUAUGCACCGCUUCCCAGACACGCUCACCUGCCCUGUCUAACUCCGCUUCUAAACCAACCCCUCCUGUUGCUGCUCGUCAUUGGUCUUCCUGGAGCCUGGAUCGUCCUGACGCUGUCGUUACCCCAUAUGAGACGCCACCUGACCAGAACCAACGGACCCUUUCUCAACACGUGCAAGGAAGGCAUUUUCCCCCUCACAGCCCCAUGAGCACCAGAAAGAAAAGUGUCCCUGUGCACUCCACUUUCCCAAAUGCCCCAGGCAAGGAGCUGGAACCCAAAGAGCUCGAAGACCAGGAACUCUCUGAAUUGGACUCACUCUACCAGGCCAGUCUUCAGGCUGGCCCCAGUCCUGGCCGAGCCCUGCGUGGUACCAGCUCACCUGCUGUUGGGAGACCAGUACCUCCAUCUGCAAGAAAGCUGCUCACUGGAGUAGGACGCUCUCGGACCCCCACGGCUGAGCUUGAGAGAACUGCUUACGGACCACCAGGUGGUUACAGCCCCACUGGGUACAUGAACACGCCCCUGUCUAUGGCUACUCAAGGUCUGCAGUCGGGAGAGGAAGACCAAUACGACGCGGAUCACCUGCGACGCAUUGCCCGCAGCCUGAGCGGAACCGUUAUUGGACGGCGACAGAACCGCCUUGCCGUCACCAGGAGUUUUGACAUCCCCAAAGGUUCUCCGAGUUUCUGGCUGUGUUUGACCGGCGUUAAGCUCUCUCCUGUGGGCAGCACUACAGUCCAGCAUUGAGUUCAUAUCCAAACCACUGGACCGACCUCCAAUGCUUAAUUGGCUUUGGACACAACUAGAAGACACGUGGUACUUCAGCCCUGGACGUUUUCCCAGAAUACCCUUUGUGCACACUCAAUCCCAUGCUCUUCACCGCAUCUUGGAGGGCUGGAAGGAGCAUGAGCCUGAUCCAGACCUGACGACAGCUUCAGUCACCCUGCAAUUUUUCUUCCGUUACCGUGCGCUUUUCCUAUCAUGCAAAACACUCAAUCCACCGCAUGUCGGAAAGAGAUACGAUAACCCAUUUUUCUUUUUUGGGAGGCGUGUACAACAAUGGGAUGGUGUGAGGCUUUUGGGUGUACACUAACCUACCUGUAUGGUCAGCCCUGCAGCAUGCAAUGUUAGAAGCGUGGGGCUCAGACUAAGACCCCCGCAGUGAUCCAAUCAACCCAGAGCACUUAACUCAAUUAAAUGCUUUUUAAUGGGAAACAUUCAUUUGUAUGCGUGUGUGUGCAUGUGAAUGCGUGUUUGUCUGGUGUGUGUGUGUGGAGAGAGGAGAGGGCCUUGUUUAAACCUGCCCACCCCUUCGUCACCUAUCGUAAAGGACACUUAUUAUUCAUCUUACUGAUGCAAAUCCUCAGCAAGCGACUUGAAAACUGCUGAGCGUCUUUUCCUAACUUGUUUUGGAUGGUACCUGCAGAUGUGAAAAACGUACACCUGCAAAGAGAUGAGAGAUGUUUUGUAUGAUGUCAUCUCUCCGCUCUGGUGCUUUUUCUCAAAGCUGGCAUGUAAAUCUGCAACCCUGGUAUGGAGAGCAGACAAAACUGAUCUGUUGUAAUCUUUUCCUCCUAUUUCUGAUACGGGCAUUUCCUGUAGCGCACAGCUGUUUUGUGUCUCCGGUUACAGGCAAAGACUGUACGUGUUUGAUCCAACACACACACACACUAAGAUCAGAAUUUAUUGUUAAAACUAGAAAAUCAUAAGAAAUAUACAGAGGAAUGGUGAAACUAUGACGUUAUGGAAUGUUAAUUAAUUAUUAUCUGCAUUAAGAGAAGUAUAGUACACUUCAGAAGUGUAAAGCUGGAGAAAAAACGCUAUUUUAAUUCCAUUGACCGUUCUCCCGUUUAUACAGGGAGAUAUGCCAAGUUAAGCUUCCUUUUAAUGGUUUUGUUUUUUUUAAACUUGAAGUGACACUGAAGUCAUAGCUAUAAGGCACAGGAUGGCACUUCAGGCCUGUAAGAUGGAAAUCAUCUCAUUUGUUGUUUGUAGAAUCUACAUGGUUUAAAGCAACACAGCUGAAGAAUGUUUUGGCCCUAAAAGCUUUGCAACUUUAGCACGAAGCUUAUUCAUUAUUCAAAUAUGUGGGGCCUUGAACAUGAUAGUAUUUAAAUAAAUGCGAUAAGAUGUACUAAAAAGAUCUGACACUGAUCUCAUAUCACAAUAUAGUAUGAUUACUGCAGUAUGCAACUGUAUCCAUACUAAUCCUAAUGUGGUGUGAUAUGUGUUAGUUUGACGUAAAUGACUGACCUAAAACAGUUCCAAGAUCCUAUUUAACAUCGUCUUAACCAAAGAUUGGCUCUAACACAAAGAUAUUUGCUUUUGUACUUCAUACUGUAGGUCAUUUUCGCUUUUGCGUUCUUUUCAUGUGAAGGAUGUGUCAGAAUGUAGCAAAGGUGGUGUAUACGAGUAUGCUAUGCAAAAUGCUCUCUCCUUGAACUACCAGCAAAGAAUCAGACUGGGACAAAAAUCUAAUAUUUUUUCUUCUUUUUUCCUAUAUACUGAAGAAAAUGUUUUCCUGCUGAUAACAGUUAACAGCCUUGAAUGCGAGUUAUAGCCGGUGGAGAUAGAUUUCUCAAUGACGAAAUGGCAUUUCGAUGCUUUUCAAUAUCGGGACUCGUUUGUAAAUGCUUGAGGUUGAGUGAACUUGUAUUUUUGCAAUAAAGUUAUUACCAAUGCACUCCAGCAGGGGCGCUGCACAAACGCCUGCA